Molecule: messenger RNA, 717 nt
Organism: Carya illinoinensis
Lineage: Eukaryota; Viridiplantae; Streptophyta; Magnoliopsida; Fagales; Juglandaceae
Product: protein FAR1-RELATED SEQUENCE 5-like
Exons: 1
Coding region: 1-717 (238 amino acids)
Biological process (GO): regulation of DNA-templated transcription
Molecular function (GO): zinc ion binding
Source: RefSeq, a predicted model, not a curated record
AUGGUGAAGUAUGGUCUAGUUGAUAAUGAUUGGCUACAAAAUCUAUAUAAUCGAUGGGAGAAGUGGGUUCCAACUUACUUGCGAACCACGUUUUGUGCUGGUAUGUCAACCACACAAAAGAGUGAGAGCUUGAAGAAAUUUUUCAAGGAUUAUGUUCGUUCAAGCACGAUGGUGAGUGACUUUGUGCAUCAGUAUGAGAAAACCUUAGAUGCACGCUAUUUUAAAGAGAAAGAGAAGGAUGUGAGAACGAAAUCGAUUAGGGCAGUUUUGAAAACAUGUUGGGCAAUUGAAGAAGAGGCGGCCAAAGUGUAUACUAGGAAAUCUUUCGAAAUAUUUCAAGAUGAGCUAUUUAAUAGCCAACGGUACAAAGCUACCAAAGUUCAGAAAAAUGGUGAAAGUAAGAUGUAUGAGAUGACACCUAAUGGCAGAGAUAAACGUGUUUAUUAUGUGAAUUUGGAGAGUGGAGAAGCGAAGGCAAUAUGUACAUGUCAUAUGUUUAAGUUUCUUGGUAUUAUUUGUAGGCAUAUCCUAUGUGUCCUUGCAAAAAAAUCAAAAUUAGAUGUGUUGCCUUCGCACUAUGUGAUAGAAAGAUGGACAAUCAAUGCUAAGAGUCGAGCAAUACUUGAAAUACCAGUUUAUGAGGGGCAUGUAAUGAUACAAGAAGAUCCGAUAAUGCGAAAAAAUAAGUUGAUGAUGCAGUUUUACGAUAUUACAUAA